GCCAAUCCAGCAAUGCGACUCAUCAGUCUUCUGCUUCUUGGAUGUGCGAUUGGAGCGGAGUCAAGUGCUCAACAAGCCUUGAAGAUGAAUCAACCUUGUCUGUACUUUGUUCCUGUUCCCUUAUCAUCUGUUCCCUUAUCCAUUUUUCGGAGCAAAUUUCACGCCUGCAAACUCAGAAAAGCACGGGCAUUGAACGCGAUCCAACGCGGAAGUGUCGUUCAAAUGCAAAGUAGGAUAAUAUCAGAGGAUGAAUGCAGUCGAGAUGAAGAUAAGAUCAUGAUAGCGCAAACAAGGGCAUGGGUCAAGGAAAUGAUAGUGGAACUAAACUUGUGUCCCUUUGCACGAACACCAUUUCAAAAGGAUACUGUUCGAUAUUCGAUCUCCAAUGCACAAAAGGUAGAUACUGUUGGCAUGCCCCCCUUGAUUGUUGAGUCAAGGAAAAAGAAUUGAUCGACGACAUUCUGCAAGAAGCAUGUAAACUUCUUGACGACGAUCCUGAAGAGACAGCAACAACUCUUUUACUAGCACCCUAUUGGGCCGACGCUCUUGAGGAUUGGUCCGAGCUGGGAUAUUUUCUUGAAGAGGAAAUCUUCGACAAAGAAGAUGAUCCGCUUCUUGAAGGAAGAGUUGGAAUCGCCUUCUUCCAUCCUAACUGGACCUUCAAUGAAAUGGACAACAACGAUCCGAUACACUUCGAGAGACGAGCUCCGAUACCAACAAUCAGUCUUCUACGUAAAGACGAUAUUGGUGUAUACGUUCAAGAUGCGUUGGAAAAGGGAAUAAUCCUUAGCAAGAAAGUGCAGGAUGACAAUGAGGUGACACUCAGGAAAUAUGGAUAUGAUAAGCUUGAAAGGAAGAUGUCUCAGAUCAAGCAGUUGCAAAGCAAGAGAGCCACUGAGCAUUGAGCUGAAAAUUGUUGAGCUCUAAUGCGCCUGCAUUUGAUCG
This is a messenger RNA of Guillardia theta CCMP2712, 945 nucleotides long. RefSeq lists its product as hypothetical. The coding region runs from base 13 to 450 and encodes 145 amino acids. The record is from RefSeq and is a predicted model, not a curated record. The transcript has 9 exons. NCBI's taxonomy places the organism in Eukaryota, Cryptophyceae, Pyrenomonadales, Geminigeraceae.